AGGCAUUAAUUCUUAACAGGUCUGAGUAUUUAUGUAAUGAAAAUUGAAGUUUUGCAUCAAUUAAUCUGGCCCACAAACCAUGUAAACUUCUUAGUUCCAUUAGUUGAUAUAUAAAAGAUAGAUUCAACUAACAUUACUCAUAUCGCAAAGGAUCUACUGUACAAAAACUGUUUGGAGUUGUUUAUCAUGUGAGUUUCUGUAGUUUAAAUAGCGCUCUAACGGCUCAUUGUUUCAAGUCCUCGAUAGUAUAGUGGUCAGUAUCCCCGCCUGUCACGCGGGAGACCGGGGUUCGAUUCCCCGUCGGGGAGGGCAAGUUUUUUUUCCUUUUAUGACUGUUUUUUGUUUGUAUGUGCUAAUAGCCCAGACUAACUUAUCCCCUUUUUUACAUCCAGCAUAAAAAUUUCAGAGCUGCCCAAAUAUGCUGAACAGCUUAUGAAAGUAAAAAACCACAAAUUACGGCUGCAAGCACAUCACGCAUCAUUGGUAGAUUUCAUUCAUCAGUUAGAAACUGAUGUCCCCCUGCCAACCGAAGAACAACUCAAAUCCGAUGGAUUACGCUUGCAAGAAGAACUGAAAACCAUACUGGAAAACGUUGUCCAGAAUAGAAAACAAAUGUAUGAUGACGUAAAGCAGCUUGCAGAAGCUUACCACAAGUUGCAAUUCGCAUGGGAACGUUGGAACGAUGAUCAUCGUGGUAAUAGUUGUUUUAUGGCAGCAGGUCUAUCAUCACCCACUACCAAAAAGCUGAUCGACUGUUGGACCACGUGUUGUGAGUCCAUUCGACAUGGCAUUGCGUCGGUUGAGGAAGUGCGUAAUAGAUUUAAACCUACGGAAGAAGAGCCAUCCCCAGAAGUCCACGAAUUGGACGAACAAAUCAAAUCACUCGAGCUGCGUGAACGAUCAAUCGCGACUCGUGUAGUCCAUGCGGAAACCAUCCUUGCAGAAUACCAGCAAGAGCACGGCAAUACUACCAUCGGACAAGAACGGGCCCAAUAUUCCGAACCCCGAUUAAUGGCGGUGGAAACGGAUGAGCUGAUGGGCAAAAUUGGGCGCACCCGAGAGCAACUGCGACGCAUGCCGCCAGGACUGAAGGGCUCCGAAGUGGUGAAAAUGAAGAACAAGCUAAAGCAUCUGCAACUGCUUGAAAAAAUUCGGCUGAAUGCUAGGGAGAUGUGCCUGAACAAUCUGAUCCUGCCGAUCAUCGACAAGCUGCACGUUCAGAAGCUGCGGCAAGUGUGUCAACUGGUGGCGUGCAUCUCGAACGAGCUGCCCGAGCUGGGCGGUAUCGCAACGGUCACGUUCGGUUGUGUCUCGAUCGACCGGGAGCAGGAUGAAGCGAAGCCUUUCAACAUCGAUGACAUAAAUGCGGUUAACGUUCAUAUCAUCAACGAAGAGGGUGCGGAAAUAGAGGUGAAUGAGAAACAGCGGCAGCUGGCCUAUCUGAUUCUGUUCCUCUGCUUCCUUUAUUGCGAUAACUGUAAGCUAGUACAGUUGGAUAAGACGUUUGAGCAACUAUUCGACUGUGGAAUCGUUAGUUUGUUUCACGUGCUCGAAAAAUACUUCCCCACCAUGCAGUUUAUCGUGCUGGACAACAACGCACAGUGAGUGAUUUCACUUCUAUG
Messenger RNA from Anopheles coluzzii, 1622 nucleotides. RefSeq lists its product as uncharacterized. The transcript is spliced from 3 exons. The record is from RefSeq and is a predicted model, not a curated record. The coding region runs from base 433 to 1605 and encodes 390 amino acids. NCBI's taxonomy places the organism in Eukaryota, Metazoa, Arthropoda, Insecta, Diptera, Culicidae.